AUGUCCAACUGUUGUUGUGUUAUUAUUAUCUUUUGCAUUUUGACUUUUACAUCAAAUAUUGUUAAUGGAAUAACAUGUCAUAAUUAUACCAGUUCUGAAAUAACUACAGGAAGUUUAACUGGUCAAGCAACAUGUACCGGAAAAUAUUGUUUAUACGAAAAAAUUGUUAAUAAUGGCGAAACAAGAAUAGCUCGUGAUUGUUCAGAAAUUGGACAAAUUGUUUAUACAGGAGGAUAUUUUAGUGACAUUAACAAGUGCUAUGAAACCACUGUUGGUGAUACAAGUUAUUCACUAAAAAUUUGUGAUAGUAAUGAUUAUUGUAAUUACGCCUGUAAUUCAGCUCUUGUUACAAAACAAUCCUCCAUUAUCAUACUUCUAACAACAACUUUUGUCAUUUUUUCGAAACUUUUAUUUACCAAAUAA
This is a messenger RNA of Strongyloides ratti, 423 nucleotides long. RefSeq lists its product as hypothetical. Lineage: Eukaryota; Metazoa; Nematoda; Chromadorea; Rhabditida; Strongyloididae. The transcript is spliced from 2 exons. Bases 1 to 423 code for a protein of 140 amino acids. The record is from RefSeq and is a predicted model, not a curated record.